Molecule: messenger RNA, 975 nt
Organism: Striga asiatica
Lineage: Eukaryota; Viridiplantae; Streptophyta; Magnoliopsida; Lamiales; Orobanchaceae
Source: the annotation of a GenBank genome assembly
AUGCGAUUUGAUGUGCAGGCCUUAUUAUUCCUUUUGUUUUUUGUACUACUUUUUGUUUGUUGCUCUGCAAGAGCUCUUUACCCACUGCCAAGCAGGAGAAAUGACCGAAACAGACAGCCGAUCCAAACAUUUCGAACAUAUAACAUUGCACACCGUGGCUCGAAUGGAGAAAUUCCUGAAGAAACCACUGCUGCAUAUAUGAAAGCUAUACAAGAAGGAGCUGAUUUCAUAGAGUCCGAUAUUUUAGCCUCCGAAGAUGGGGUACUGAUAUGCUUCCAUGAUGUAAAACUUGACGACACUACUGAUAUAGCCGAUCACACAGAAUUUUCGAACCGAAAAAGAACAUACGAGGUUCAAGGGGACUAUGUCACUGGCUAUUUCACAGUUGAUUUUACACUUGAAGAGCUAAAGUCAUUAAGAGUGAAGCAAAGAUACCCUUUUCGAAAUCAGCAGUACAACGGAAAGUUUUCAAUUAUAACAUUUGAGGAGUUUAUUUCAAUUGCUUUAGAUGCACCAAGAGUCGUUGGAAUAUAUCCAGAGAUAAAGAAUCCUGUAUUUAUCAAUCAACACGUUAAGUGGUUAGGUGGUAAGAAGUUCGAAGACAAAUUUGUCGAAACACUCAAAAAGUAUGGGUACAAAGGUUCUUAUUUGUCGAAGCAGUGGCUUAGGCAACCUGCUUUUAUUCAGUCAUUUGCACCAAAAUCUCUUAUAUACAUAUCGAAUCUGACCGACCUGCCGAAGAUUUUACUAAUUGAUGACACAAAUGUACCAACUCAAGAUACUAAUCAGUCUUAUUGGGAGAUAACUUCGGAUAAUUAUCUCGAUUAUAUCAAAGAAUAUGUUAUCGGGAUUGGCCCCUGGAAAGAUACGCUUGUUAACACAUCAAAUAAUUAUCUACAAGAACCAAACGAUCUUGUAGCAAGAGCACAUGCACAUAACCUUCAGGUCAGCAAAAUAUAUUACAAGUCUUGCUAG